Messenger RNA from Rhizoctonia solani, 5460 nucleotides. RefSeq lists its product as uncharacterized. The record is from RefSeq and is a predicted model, not a curated record. The transcript has 9 exons. NCBI's taxonomy places the organism in Eukaryota, Fungi, Basidiomycota, Agaricomycetes, Cantharellales, Ceratobasidiaceae. The coding region runs from base 1 to 5460 and encodes 1819 amino acids.
AUGGGAAGUUUAGGCAAAUUGUCUGCGCGUAAUAUCAUUGCGCCCGGGCAGGAUAUAAUCGAACAGAACAGCGCGCUUUCCAUCCCCAAUAUUUUCUUAAAUUUGCUCCCCGCCUUUGAUGCUCCAGUCCCCGAUGCUCUUCGAUUCACUUUCCCACCUCUGAAUAAUAAUUCGCCCGAGCAAAUCGCCUCUUCUACGACUCGUUUCCACGAUCAUUUGCCCACAGCAAUUGGUGCGGAUCUCAUUGGUCAUUCGAUUCCCGAUCCUACACUCUUCCUAUCUCUGCGGAAAGAGUGGCAGAAUGUACAGCCCGAUGAAGUCCAGUCGAUAUUCCAUGUGACAAACGAUGGAAACGCUCAUUAUUACCCAAUCUGGAUAUUGACAUGGUGGGAAUUAGUGCUAUCAGGCAGACAGAAACAGGACCAAUGGCGUAGCGCGUGUGACUGGCUAUCCCAAGCUAAAUCGACUUCAAACCACCCGGCUGCUUUACAAGUUUUCACUCAAGCAUGGGAUUAUAUAUCGCAUAUAGGAUGGGACACUGCAAUUCCGUUCGAAACCAGAUGCUCUGCCGCUGAUCUAUCGUUCUUUCUCUCAAACAAUUGGUUGGCCACUCGACAUAUUGAUUGGAUGCUCGAAUCGGCGCAGCUCCGCUUUGAAUCACGCGAACCAGGCGAGGCUCAAUUGCGACCUCCCCAUAAUUCAGUUAUUUUCUACUCACCCGAAGUCCUCCGGGGCAUUAUUCGACGAUUCGAAACCAUUCCACCCAGUAUUCCUCCCGAAGCGAUCUCUCGGUUUCUUUCGCCACUUCAAAAUCGGAUUCGAAAUGGGGAGCGCCCACUGCUCUAUACCGUCUAUAACUACUCUGACGUACACUGGAUCGCGCUAGAGGUUGACUUCAACCGGCAGGUCAUCCGUUAUGGCGACUCGAUGGGUGGCCAGAGAAGUUCGGCUCGCAUUCGGAAUAUAAUCAACGCCUGGCUGAAAGCGACUUGGGGUUACGACAAAUUUGUGUCUGAACAGAUGCCAUGCGGUACUCAAGUGGACGAUGCGACUUCCUGUGGAGUUUGUGCGGUCAAUACCAUUGAAAGGCAGGUCUUUGAAGACCCAUUAUGGGACGAAGGUCUUGCCUCGGCAUAUCGGGCAUCAAAAUUUGUGGAAAUAGCGUACCGAAUAUUAGUGCCGAAUGGAUCUGAUUCCAUUAUCAACCCCCCAUUGCCGAUAUCGCGCAUAUUGGCCAAUUCGUUAGCUGGGUCAAUCGGACAAGGUUUAUUUAUUGCCGAGCCCCCAACAUCUCCUCAUCAAGCCUCCGGUUAUCUCUCCUCCGAUGACAAUUUCUUCGAUGGAUUUUCUUCAGAUGUAAUCGAGAAUGUCGAAUUCAACGCCUUAAACUUAUCCGAUGACCAGACCGAUGGGGAUGCAACGGAUGAUCCAGAGCUCGUGCAUCGAAACCAGGUUUUGAUACGCUCGGGAUUGGACUCAGACUCGAGUUCAGACUCCAACUCCAGCUCAGAGAGUUUGAAACGCCCGAGAAAACGACAAAAGCCUGGGAAGUCGGCAGCACAUACCCGGACUGUCUUAGGAGCCGUUCGCGAAGGAAACUUUCAAAUCGACAACCUUCGAUGGGCUCGUUUUGAAGCAACGAUCAAAGAUCUCGAUAAUUAUGCUGUGCUCGAUCGCGAAAACCCACUAUAUGUACGACACUCGACAUGCGGGAAUAAGUUCAAGAUGCGCCAGCCAUACGAUACCAAAAAUUUCAAAACACACGUCCAAGCAAAAACUUGUGGGCCACAGGCGACAGGAGCAUCCUCAGGAAGAAAGUCAAAAAGCUUGAAGAAGUCCGAUGGUGCCGGAAUGCUCCCUCUCACCUCGUUUGCUGGUUUCAAACGGCGUUCUGACCGCUCUAUCAGCACUAGUGCAAAUCUUACUGGCCCAGAGCCACAGCUUUCUACUCCUGGCUUGCCUGCUAUGGUCGCAUCUUCGUCAUCUACUUCAACACCAUCUUCUCAGCAGGAGAUCGAGCGCAUGUGCCCAGGCCUCUCGGAAGAAGAUAUGUCAGGUAUAUCUAAUUACUUGCUUCGAACUACGUAUAUUGGGGGAGGAAGUCGCGCAUAUAAGCACUUUGCGUUUGCUCUUUAUUCAAUACCAUAUGCCGAACUCGGAGCAGAAGAGCAACAGAAUGUUCGGAACGAAGCUCAUGGAAAUGUCGCCUGGCGUGUAGAUGAGUCCCGUAAUGUUGUUAUUGCCUCGGCCUGUACUCGCAUUGCUCGAAGAGGGCGCACUUCAGACGGCAGAUUGCGUUCAUGCAAAAAUUGUGCGGCUCUGUUGAAGCUCCGACGUUUCAGAGCCGCUGUCCGAUAUGAAGCAAAGCCGAAUCAAAAAUUUACCAAUAGGCGAUGGGUUCGGGCAUCCUCGUGCAUGCAGUUUGCGAAGGUACACGGUGUGUAUGAACUCAUUGUCAACAAGGACGAGAGGACUCCAGCGCAACGAUUUCUUUUACAGGUACUUAAAGGCGAAAUGAAAGAUCGAAAGAUUUUCUGUGGGAUGGUUGAAGUGAUGGCAAUGAUGGACGACAAGGCGCUUCGUGGAGUUGGCCUUCAGAAUGCCAAAUAUCCCCCCGAAUUCGACCAAUUUUGCCACGAAAUCGUCAAUAUAUCCCCACUUGCAUAUCAAACAUUUCGUAACAUCUUUGGGGGUCGAACUGCAUCGAAUUUUCGAGUAAUCCGAGGCCGAGAGCGUCGUUUCCCUCUAGCAAUCGACGAUGGUGUUUUCGAAAUUGCACAGAUUUAUUUUUCUUCGAUUAAUUACACAGGCCCGGUGUGCUUGUCAUGCGAUGACACCAAGCUCCUGCCCGCUCUCAAAACCUACUACGAUACAAGUACAAAACUGUGGUAUUUGCUUGGCGGAACUACGGGCGCCAUCGCUGUUGCAAGCACAGAAGAACUUACGUCAAUUCUGAAGGAUGGGAAACUUUCCAAGGCUUCGAAGCUUCGGCUCUGGGUUUUACAGGUCCCAUUGCCGCAUAUACCCCCUCUUGCCAUUGCUGCACUACCAAUUGCCUCAAAUGCUACGACCCAGUCACUUAUUGGCUACUUGAAACUUGUCAUUCAAGGCCUACUUGCCCGAGGAAUACAUGUCAUUUCGUAUGCUACGGAUGGCAGCGCAAUCGAACAAAAUAUCCAGGAGUCACUCUUUAUGUCCAUGGAUAAAUACCGACACUAUACUGUCCCGCAUCCUUCACGGCGCCUUCCCAACAGCCUAUCUACUCCAGACCCCUUGGACUUCAAACUAGGUCUCUUAGACGGCAAGACCAAGGAUAAUCCAUGUGUAAUCAUCCAGGAUAGUAAACACGCACUCAAAACAUUGCGUAAUACCCUAUACUCAGGUGCUCGGCUUUUAGUAAUGGGUUCCAGGACACCAAUGUAUUCUCAAGUUCGCGACAUUGCUGAAGAUCCCGAUUCAACCCUCCAUCGUCGCGAUGUCGAAAAUAACGAUCGGCAGGACGAUGUUUCCACGGAAUGUGUAUUCAACCAGUUCACACUUUCAUUCGUAGUCAAAAAACGACCCCAGUACCUUGGCUUAGCAGUCUAUCUAUACAUAGCAGGUGAACUCGGUGAUGCAUACCAGAGCCGACACAUUUUGCACGCAGAUCGGCUGUGGAUGGUACUUCGAGCAAAAUUCUUCUUCGAUUUCUGGCGACAAUUUCUCCUGGACUCUGGCUACUUAUUAUCUCGAUAUUUCAUCUCGCAACAGGCUUUCAACAUCUUAACAACAAUAAUUGAGGGCUUAAUCUUGCUCAUCUAUGCUUAUCGUGACUAUAUGCCCGAGGGGACUCCCCUUUUACCCUGGCUGCACUCGAGUGAAGCCUGCGAACACUUUUUUGCCGAAAUGCGAAAGCUUGUUCCAGACUUUACAUACCUUGACUUUAUUUUCUCUGUGCCUAAACUUCGUGUUCUGCUCCGCGCAUCCUAUCGAAACAGUCCCGAGUUUUCCGCAGCAUCGACAGAGCGUCAGAGGAAAGCAACUGGCUACCAGCAUACAUACAUGGAUUCAACAAAUGUUGACUUGUCACUUCUAGCUUGCUUCCCAACAGACGGCGAGAUUGCAGAAAUUGCAUAUAUUGCAUACCGCGAGGCGAUUCUACUUGCUCAGGCAGUGAAUAUACUUCCCGAUGACCUGGUCCCUGCAACAGCGCUGGACCAUACAAGUACAUUUGAUCAAUCUGAAGAAGAUACAAGCCCCGAGUCCAACACAGGUGUGGCAGAAGACUUAUCAUCAAGUGAAGCGUUUCAAGAGCUAGUUGAGCUUGCAGAUGCCCACGACCUUCCGCUUGAAUCAAUUUCUAUUCAACGCGAUAACUUAGUGUAUGCUAAUGCGGCUCUUCAAACCGAGGCCACGGCUCUCAUUGACAACCUUCCCCCCGAAAACGAUGCCGAUGUACUGCUUGACCGCACAGCCGUUGAGGAACAUACAAAAUCGACCACAGAAAUGUCUGACCCCAACUUUCUUGAGUCACAAAUUCAAGAUAUGAAUAGCGAAACCUUUCCCCAACAACGCUCUUUGGUCGAGCUCAACUUUGAUAUCCUACUGCAGAUCCGACAGCGCCAUCAAAAUCCACGCGCACUCAAGAGUAGCAAAAAUUAUGCAAAAUUUAAGGCAGGCCUACUAGGUAAAACUGCCUCCCAACAAGGGGAGGUCCUUCCAGGCUCAUUGGCUACCCCGCACGCAUCGGAAGGACUAUCAACAGAGACAAGUCACGCAGCGCUAGCUCGCUCGUUCUUGCAGACAUUGCGCGAUCAUGAGCUUAGUAGUCAUAAGAUCUCCCCCCGCCUACAACGCUGGAUUGUAAGUGGGGGUGAGACGGAUGGACAAUUCAAGGGCAACACAGCAAAUGCUAAAAAAGCCGCAGAGACCCGUGCAGACUCCUAUGUCAAACUUCGACGCGAUUGCUUGCGGAAACGCGGCAUUCCCAGGCUACUCGAAGAUAUUGCCACGGCACGAAUUACUAUCAUUGACCCAAUCAAACCCGGGACUUUUGUCUGGAUUAUGUUGGAAAAGCAAAUUAUGCUUGGACGAGAAAAACUCAAACUGGAUAUUACAGUUAUGGCUAUAUACAUCAAGGAGGGCGGAUACAAUGGGAUGAACCUAUGGGUCCCCCAGACCACUCAUCUCGGGCACAUCUCAUAUGUCGCAGUCCAAACCUAUCAGAAGGUUGCAUCGCGGGCCAAGUAUCGUGCUAUACAUCUUGGUCGGCCAAUGGAGAUCCCGUACUACCAACUUGUACCGACAAACGAGCUCUUGAUGCGCGUCGGCUUCGUAAACACGCCAGGCUCGGAAACUGAGGACAUCGAAUUGAAGGAUCGCCACAUUCUCGACGAGAGAGAUGAAUUGGCGCGUCUUUUACCCGAACUAGAGAAGGCCGGUAUACCACGAGUGGGUUCAAAAGCCAGAACGGGAUCGUAA